Messenger RNA from Lasiosphaeria miniovina, 153 nucleotides. RefSeq names its product mitochondrial outer membrane translocase complex, subunit Tom5. Bases 1 to 153 code for a protein of 50 amino acids. Lineage: Eukaryota; Fungi; Ascomycota; Sordariomycetes; Sordariales; Lasiosphaeriaceae. The record is from RefSeq and is a predicted model, not a curated record. The transcript has 3 exons.
AUGUUUGGAGGAUUCCAACCGCCCCAAAUCUCGCCCGAGGAGCUCCAGGCCGCCGAGGCCGAGGCUGCCUUCACCGUGCAGCGCGCUGUGGCCGCCGCCGCGGCGCUCUAUCUCUCACCCUUCGUGAUCGACGCAUUCUGGAAGAUCUUCUAA